AUGAGGAGUUACACUGGAAGUAUGUUUCGCUUGAGCGUUGAAGCAUUUGCCCCAUGCCUAUUUGAAUUAAUCAAGCAACGAGCUAUGAGACUGACUAGAAGGUGUGAUUCUCCAAGUUCCCCCAUCAUUGUAAAGGUAUGUGCCCUGCGCCUAUGUGAACUGAUAAAGCGAUGUGUGAUGGGUCUACAACGAAAGCCUAAUUCUCUAGGUUCCCCGCUUGCUAUCCAGCAAAACCAAUGUAGCAAUUCACCUGCUGAAAGCAUGAUGAACACUGCAUAG
Messenger RNA from Ilex paraguariensis (yerba mate), 279 nucleotides. NCBI's taxonomy places the organism in Eukaryota, Viridiplantae, Streptophyta, Magnoliopsida, Aquifoliales, Aquifoliaceae. The record is from the annotation of a GenBank genome assembly.